CACAGAGCGGAGAGAAGAGGGAGCGGAGAAGGAGCUCAUCAUAUUUGGAGUAUUUACAGUAGAAAGAAGUUUCCUUCUCCGCGGAACUAAAGACAAACACACAGACGAACGGCUGGUUCCACUCCAGUGAUGUCUUCCCUGUGGUGGGAGCAGUGGCCCCUGCAGGCGGCAAACGGAACCUCUCCCCCCGGCUUCGCUGACAACAGUAGCUGCUACAGCUCCACACAGAGCACCGUGCUCAAGGGAGUGGGCUUUGGAGGAGUGCCAGUCGUGCUACUGAUUGAUUUCUCUGUCUUUCUGGUGUUGCUGGUCGUCUUCUCUAUAAUCAGGAGGAAGUUCUGGGACUAUGGGCGUCUGGCAUUGGUUGCAGACAACGAUGGGUUUACUGAUUCAACACGCCGUCGCUAUGGACACAAGUCAUCCUUAGUGGCCAGUGUGGAUGAGUUUGAGCAGGAACUGGGAUUCUGCUCCUGGCUGCCUUACAUCCUCAGAAUGGAUGAGGACAAAAUAAAAACCAGAUGUGGCAUGGAUGCUGUUCACUACCUGUCAUUCCAGCGUCAUCUCCUCAUUCUGCUCAUGGUCGUAACUGUCACCUCCCUGGCAAUCAUACUGCCUGUCAACAUGACUGGAGACCUGCUGGAUAAUGAUCCACACAGUUUUGGAAGGACAACUGUUGGGAAUCUUCAAAAGGGAAACAACCUGUUGUGGCUGCACACAGUGUUUGCAGUCCUGUACCUGAUCCUGACAGUUGUUCUGCUGAGACAUUACACGUCACAACUGAAAGGCAUGCGCAGAGAAACAACCAGAAAUACAUUGUUUGUGUGUUCAGUUCCUAAAACAGCGACAGAGGAAGCUGUAAAGACCCAUUUCAUAGAGGCGUACCCUUCCUGCCGAGUGUGUGCUGUGACCCUGGGCUAUAACGUGGCCAAGCUCAUGCACCUUGAUAAGGAAAGGAUACGAGCUGGAAAAAACCUGCGCUACUACGAGCGUGUGUUCGAGAAAACAGGGAAGCGUGAGCUGAUUGACCCUCGUGUGUGUAGUCAGCUUUGUUGCUGCUCCAGCUCUUCAAAGGUUGAUGCGAUAGAGUACUACAGCACUAAAGAAAAAGACCUGCUGGAGGAGGUGAGGAAGCAGACAGAACUGGUGCCACAGCACCCCCUGGGGAUGGCCUUUGUCACCCUGCAGACUGAGGCUAUGGCAAAGUACGUUUUGAAAGACUUCAACGCACUCGAGUGUGGCGGGACAAGCUGCUGCUGCGGGAGGAUGCCCCAACCUUCAUCUGAGAGUGGAACUCUGAAAGUGAAGAAGUGGAACGUCAGCUAUGCACCCCAUCCCAAAAAUGUGUACUGGGACAAUCUGUCAUUGCGCGGGUUUCGCUGGUUCAUGCGCUAUCUGAUGCUCAACUUCUUCCUGUUCUUCCUGCUCACCUUCCUCACGACUCCCACCAUCAUUAUCAGCACCAUGGACAAGUUCAACGUGACGAAGCCCAUCCGCUAUCUCAAUAGCCCCAUCAUCAGUCAGUUCUUCCCCACUCUCCUGCUGUGGACGUUCUCUGCACUGCUGCCAACCAUAGUGUACUAUUCGACAAUAGGAGAGGCACACUGGAGCAGGUCCAGUGAGCAGCUGAGCAUGAUGCGUAAACUGUACUUCUUCCUGCUCUUCAUGGUGCUAAUCCUCCCCUCGCUGGGACUCACCAGUCUUGCAGUGUUUUUCCGCUGGCUGUUUGACACAGAGUUUCUCGCAGGUGGAAAACUGAGGUUUGAGUGUGUGUUCUUACCUGACCAAGGAGCGUUUUUUGUCAACUACGUGAUCACAGCGGCCCUGGUGGGCUCUGGGAUGGAGCUGCUGCGGUUGCCAGGGUUACUGAUGUACACCAUUCGUAUGGCAUUUGCUCGCUCUGCUGCUGAAAGGAAAUAUGUCAAACAGAACCAGGCCUAUGAGUUUGAAUAUGGAGCCAUGUACGGCUGGUUCCUGUGUGUGUUCACUGUCAUUAUGGCUUACAGCAUCAUAUGUCCCAUCAUUGUGCCUUUUGGUCUCCUGUACAUGAUGCUGAAGCACCUGGUGGACAAACACAACCUGUACUUUGCCUACCUGCCUGCUCGCUUAGACCGCCAGGUCCACCUGGGAGCUGUCAAUCAAGCUAUGGCCGCGCCCAUCAUCUGCCUCAUAUGGCUCUACUUCUUCUCUGUCCUCAGAUCAGGUUUCUGGACGGCCACUUCUCUGUUCACGCUGGUGGUCCUUUGCAUCACUGUCUUCAUCUGCAUCAGCUACACCUGCUUCGGCCUUUUCAAGUACCUCAGUCCACACAACUACACGGUGAAAGACGAGGAUGAGGAUAAGGUGGAGGGAGUGGAAGAAAACACCAUGGUCUACCUUCCCAGAGUGCUUAAUCCCAAAUCACCUGCCAGCACAACAGAGGAGUCUAAACUCCAGCAGUCUUAUGGCUCUACAGACGGCAGCCCGGCCCACAGCCCCACCCCCGUGACGGAGAGCAUGUCCGAUGGCUGAAUCAGCGUGUUUCAGCGCUGAGUCAAAGCUUUGGAGUCAAGAUGCCCUCGACUCCUGAUCGUAAAUCUGUCUUCUUUAUCAUUAUAUCAGCAUCGAAGUCAGAGUUUGAAUUCACCUCCAUCCUACUGCUCAGUCAGACACAGUUUGUCCCACUGAGAGCAAAUCUCCAGAUGGUAUGAGAGUAAUACAGGAAAUGGACUCCAAAGAUAUGAGCUUAAAGUACCAGUGGGGACAGUGGGUUAAAUUUAAAUUGCUUUCUGAUGGAAAGAAGGCACAAUAUUAGUAGGAAUUUAUUUAAUAUAUUCAGAUUAUUAUUUGCACAUGAUCAGCACAAACAUCCAUGAGGAAUUUGCUAAGUAGGGAUGCACCGAUUCAUCAGCCAAACAUCAAUAUUGGCUGAUAUUUACCUUGUUGACUGUCAGCGGCCUAAAGGCAAAUAAGAAUACUUUUACCAAUAACAGUAGCCGAUGUUUUUCUGUUGUGUCACAUCAAUUUUGCGCAGACUAAAAAGCAGGGCUUGAGACUAAUGUCCUGUCGUCCAAGGCACAAUAGAAAAUUGGGACAAAGAAAGAUCUUACCAGGGGUGUUAUCAGGACAAAAGGACUGUCAAUGUGUCAGGGGAUGCAUUUAUCCUAUUUAUUCCCUGAUAAUGCACAUUAUGAACAACAAAUCUGUGUUGACAUCGGCAGGAGGAGAGCUAGUUAUCGUUAGCUGUUAGCAUCUAGAACAGAGGUUUCGACUGACUGACUAUGAUGCAUUUAAAUUUUAUUCAGUAAAAAAGAGUAUUUGGCAAAGGUCAACUAUAACAUAUAUGUUUGAAUGUAAUCUUGUAGAACAGGCCUAUUCAGUUGGAGGCCCGCGGCCACGUCUGCAACCUCCGAGUGGCCCGGCUAGGGAUGAGUACUGAGACGCGGUAUUAAACGACCCUGAUCAAAAUUAAUCAAGACUGUAGUAUUAACAAGCUCCAACAUUAUCGGCUCUUUUAUCAAUACUUUUUAAAGUUUUGGUUUCAUGUAUCACAAGGCUACUUUUACUGCAUUAAUUUGCAUUUGUUUAAAAUUUGUCAUUACCAAAAGCUAAUUAGAAAUUUCAAUAGGUCACUUGUGGCUGAAAAUGUCUGGCCCAUCAACAUUUUCUGGUUUUAAAAUUAGGCUCAAUUGAAUUUUUAAUUGGAUAGCCCUACUGUUGAACUUAGUGUUUGGCGAGACUUGAAUAAAUAAAAUUGUUUGAAUGAGAAUUUUUUUAUGUUUUCACAGCAAAUGAACAUGAUAAUAGAGAGGGAAUUAGGGCUGCCCCCUGGUAGUCGACCAAAAGUUAGUCGAACAGUAAGGUAAGGAAAAAAAACCCCGUGAAACUCUAUUAGGAGCUGCGCCUUGUCAAAAUAAAUCAAAAUCUAUAUGACUGGACCAUGUGGGAAUUUAAUUUGAAAGGACAGACACAGGAAGUGUCCACGCUCAGCAGUCAGACAGGGGUCAGGUUAAUUUCCAGGGCUGGUACCUGCGGUCAUUCCACAGGCUAGUUAAUAACAUGUCGGGCAGGAAAUCCAAAGUGUGGGAUCAUUUUGAGAAGGUGAAGGACGAACCCAAGGUGAUAUGUAAACUCAUCUUCAUUGGUCGACUACAAACAUGACGUAUCAUCUGAAACAUGGAAGUAGCUACAUGCCCAUUAGCCCACAGCGUCAUUAACAGGCGGCUCGCUCAGUGUGUGACGUGCACUUGGAGAUAAAAUAUAGGCCUAUAUUAAUGAAGGUUCAUUAGUACGGUUUGUAUUUCUCUGUAAUGUAGCACAGUGUUAACAAUGUUACUGAUACUGUUCUUUCUCACACCUUCAACUCAAACCACCAAAAUAUAUCAUUUAAUAAUUACAUUAAUAUCAUAAACAUGCGGGCGACUAGUCGACUAAUGGCCCUAAAUGAUGACUAUCGGUCGACCAGGAAAAUUCUUAGUUGGGGGCAGUACUACAACUUGUAAAACUUGAGAAACUUGAAUAAGUACAGUUGUUUAAAUGAGAAAUUUUCUGAUGUUUCCCCAGCAAAAGAAAACAGAUAUUAGAGAGGGAAUUAUGAUGUAUUAUAAUGGGUAAAAAGGCUUUGGAAGACAUUUUAAAAAUGUGUUUUUCAUGACUGAAUUUGUAGCUGUUCCGUUUUUUUUAUCAUAAUGAAGAUUUGUUUGGUUCCCUGACACAAAAGGGGAAAUAAACAACGACAAAAACAAACAAAGCAACAACAAAAAAAACCUGUUACUGCCUAUCAGCCAAAUUGUUAUUUUCCAACAUUGGUAUCGGCCCACAGUUUCACAAUCGGUGCAUCCCUACUGCUUCGUCUUCGAUUUUUACUUUUUCUGUAGAGACCUCUCUGACCAAAUCAUCAAGGAAUGUUUAUCCAAAACCUGCCAAGUAAAAAAAAGCCAUAAUGUUUGUUAAACUCUGGAAUUCAUUCAUUGCACAUGCUAAAGCCAGUUACACAAGUAUUACCAGAAGAAGAUAAUCAAUCCAACAACAGUGAUGCCAAAGAGUCGGACCAGCAGAGCUUUCUGUUUGUUCGUUUAUCCAGAUUUCUUCCCAGUGCCUUUUCUUUGAUGUCAGAGGGCAACACCUGCCAAGGGAAUAACUUAUUGCCUCAUGUUAAUAAUGCACUUUUUGUAUCAGGAGAGGCCUGUUUUGUGUUUACUAACAACAUCUUAAUGCUGGCUUUUGUAAUUAGACACGAGAACCAAUGUUUAUAUCAGUAUUGAAACCAAAACUUUUUGUUUAAUCCACACAUGAGAAUUGUUAGAGACAUUAUGUUGUAUUAUUGUUUAACAAUAGACAAUCAUGCUGUUCCUUUAAUUAAGGAAUGUUUUAACAGGUCAACGUUUAUUUGUAUUUAAUGUACUUUAAAGUUAUGUUUUUAGAGCUUUUUUUUAAUUCUGCAUUUUAACAAGGAGCUGAAACAAGAAACCUGUAACUGUACAGUGGGUUGGUACUAAGAGUGUUUAAGUUCGGACUGUAUAUGUAAAGAGAAACUCAGCCUUAACUUUGUAUAUGGUGAUUUAAAUUUCAAUUUUACAUGCUGUUUUAAAAUACAACAGGAACUGCUUUACAGUUA
Epinephelus fuscoguttatus (brown-marbled grouper) is the source of this 5593-nucleotide messenger RNA. RefSeq names its product transmembrane protein 63A (gene tmem63a). The transcript has 23 exons. Lineage: Eukaryota; Metazoa; Chordata; Actinopteri; Perciformes; Serranidae. Gene Ontology annotation, cellular component: plasma membrane. Bases 130 to 2508 code for a protein of 792 amino acids. Gene Ontology annotation, molecular function: calcium-activated cation channel activity. The record is from RefSeq and is a predicted model, not a curated record.